Bolinopsis microptera is the source of this 2062-nucleotide messenger RNA. RefSeq lists its product as uncharacterized. NCBI's taxonomy places the organism in Eukaryota, Metazoa, Ctenophora, Tentaculata, Lobata, Bolinopsidae. The transcript has a single exon. The record is from RefSeq and is a predicted model, not a curated record. Gene Ontology annotation, molecular function: dipeptidyl-peptidase activity.
UAUCCUGGAAUACCUGCCCUACUACAAGGAUAUACUGACAGCAGCUCGGGACUACAACAGACACCCCUGGUUUUCUUCCCACGGCUUCGUGGUAAUGAGAGUGGAGAUGAGGGGGACUGGAGCUUCAGAAGGGUGCUACUACGGAGAGUAUCUACCUCAGGAGAUGAGAGACUGUUCAGAAGUGCUACAGUUCAUCAGGCACCAGUCCUGGAGUAACAGUAAGGUGGGGAUGUAUGGUAAGAGUUGGGGUGGAUUUAACGGACUUCAGAUGGCGUACCUAGAGCCGGAGAGUAGCCCGUUGAAGACAGCUAUAUCACUGUACUCCACUGAUAACCGUUAUACUGAUGAUAUACAUUAAGAGGGAGGUUGUCCUAUCGGAUCAGGGCUGCUUUCCUGGUCCAGCUUUAUGUUUGCUAUAAACGCUCUUCCUCCCCCUCCUCGACUUUUCAACACGAAACUGGAAUGGUACCAGACGUGGUUAAAAAGGCUGGAGAAAUGCUCUAAAUCACCAAUGUCUUCCUGGACCAAUAACCAGCUACCCGGACAGUUCUGGGAACAAGGAUCAAUUGAUGAGGACUACAAGAAGGUCACUAUCCCUAUCCUCGCUAUUGGAGGCCUGGAGGAUGGAUAUACCACGGCCAUUGAGCGGAUGGCAAGGAAGCUUAGCAGCUCCUCUAAAGUAAUUAUCGGCCCCUGGGUCCACAACUGGCCUGACGUGUCAGCUACGGGACCACGCAUAGAGUUUCUUGAUUUGUGUCUCAACUGGUUUAGUUAUCACCUCAAAGAUGUUCAUAUUGAGCAGGAAAAUAAGUGUUCUUCUUGGCCACGGCUGCAACUCUUUGUACGAAACAGUUUUAAACCAGCAGACAUAUUGUGUUCCGAAGACGGGGAAAUUGGAGAUGUUGGCAGGUUUGUGGCUUUUGACGACUGGGAGGAGAGGGGGGCAAAGGUAGCGGAUACUUGCAAGCAUCUCACUCUAACAAGUUUUCUUCCCGGCGAGUCCCACGUUGCAAGCAAUGAUAAAAUGGUAGAGGUCCUUUUCAUCACAACUACCACUGACAAUAUCAACAAAAUAACAACAUAUAAGCCACCAAGUGAACCGUGUUGUGAACCAAUUCAACUGUUGAACCAUCCUCUCCAAGGUGUUAACAGUGGUCACUGGUUACGGAUCGACUGGGGAUUCUCUGGGGACCAGACCGCAUCAAUUGAUAAGUCGGUAUCAUUCUCUUCUGAUCCAUUAGAAACAUCUCUGGUUAUGAUUGGAGCACCAAACUUUGUAGUAAAACUGUCUGCUUCUUGUUGGAAGAGGGUUUACCUCUCCGUUAAAGUAUGUGACAUCCACCCAGACGGAUUUGCCACUCUAGUCACAAGAUGUCAGUUUGAUCUCAACUAUCUGCAACCCCUCGAAUGUGAAGAAGAUAGCAGGACAUUCUCACUUCCUAUGAGAUUCACAUCACAUUGCUUCCUGCCAGGUCACAAGAUCUGCCUCUCUAUCUCCCCAAACAACUUCCCACUUCUGUGGCCCUCUCUUGUUCCUUCUGAUCUCUACAUAAAUCCUAGUGCCUGCAUGUUUCUCUACCAGACAGAGAGUUUGGAUUAUCUGAGUAACAACACUGUUACAUUUCCAGUUCCGAGACCCCUUUUGAGCAUGCCGUACCGCUCCACUACUCCGGGCACUAACUCUUAUCUAGUUACCAACAUUGGGGACAGAGUGAAGUUUGUGUUCAGGGGGGAUUCCGGGCUGGAGUCCCUGCCUCACACCAUAAACCUGAAACACUUCGAGAAAUCCCACGAGAGUUACGAGUGUGACACUGAGGUGACUGAAGCUGUAGCUAAGAUCCACCAGGAGCACGUGGUGGUGUUUCACUCCCUGGAGUUUAGCGACACAUGUGAGAAGGAGGUAGGGGUCAGGAUCAGGACACACCAGGUCUUGUCGGGGGAUGCUGACUCUUAUUCUCUGGAGGAGAGACUCGUUGUGAGCUGGUCGGAGUGUGGUGAAGAGAUCUUUGCAAGGAAGUGGAAAGAUGUCAUCCACAGACAGGACCAUCAUACGUGGAGUUAG